Helobdella robusta is the source of this 309-nucleotide messenger RNA. RefSeq lists its product as hypothetical. The record is from RefSeq and is a predicted model, not a curated record. Gene Ontology annotation, molecular function: copper ion binding; copper chaperone activity. Gene Ontology annotation, cellular component: mitochondrial intermembrane space. The transcript is spliced from 2 exons. The coding region runs from base 1 to 309 and encodes 102 amino acids. Lineage: Eukaryota; Metazoa; Annelida; Clitellata; Rhynchobdellida; Glossiphoniidae.
AUGGCCGACGAAUCGACAGGAAUGUUCCAGAAGUUCCGGAAUAUGUUGAAGAGAAGCACCAUCUACGCCGAUGAACCGAAGAAAGAUGCGACGGGAGAUGCUACGAAGAAGGACGAAGCCGGUGGUAAGGACUGCAAACCGUGCAAGAUAUGCACCGAGCAGAGAAAGGCCAAAGAAAAAUGCGUAAAAGAGAAAGGUGAAGAUAAGUGCAAAGAUCUGAUCAAGGCCUUCGACGAGUGUAUGAAGAAAAAUAGCGAGAAAAAUGGGAAGAACGGAUCAAAGAACGGAUCAAAGAAUGGGAAGCAUUAA